This is a messenger RNA of Amphimedon queenslandica, 1300 nucleotides long. RefSeq lists its product as uncharacterized. NCBI's taxonomy places the organism in Eukaryota, Metazoa, Porifera, Demospongiae, Haplosclerida, Niphatidae. The record is from RefSeq and is a predicted model, not a curated record. The transcript is spliced from 11 exons. The coding region runs from base 128 to 1147 and encodes 339 amino acids.
CAAACCCAAUGCACAAAAAUUUAUCAACAAAAGUUUAUGGUUAUGCAAUAAUUUUUAAUUUUGCUUCAUAUGUAGACUUAGUGAUAUUGCUGGAAAAGUGCAUUAUUUGUGGCUCUACAACAUUGUGAUGGAUUGUACUAGAUACUGUGAACAAGCACAAAAAAAACUAGAUGAAGCGAAAGAGAAAUUAAUGGAACGUGAAAAGAAGUUUAAAAAUAUGGUAAAGGAUAAAAAAAGGUUUAUAAAUGAUUUUGAAACUCAAGCUGAAAAUUUAAAAUAUAUCUAUAAAAAAGAUUCUGAAUUUUCGAAAGAAUUAGUAACUGCUUUUGAUAAAGAUUUAGAGAAAACAAAUGAUAAAAUUGAAAAUAUAUCUAAGUUACAUUUCCAAAAAUUUCGAUCAAGAAUUAAAGAAAUGAAAGGCAUUACAACUGAACAGUUCAAUUUAGAGGCUGAAGAUUUUUUUAGACAGGAAAAUGAUUUGCUGAAGAAUGAUUUAUUAGAUUUACCAUUUAUAAGUGUGCAAAAAGCUGUUGGUGAAUCAAUAAAUGCAUUAGCUUCUGCUAGAGGAGAUAUGAAACAAUGCAUGGCUUUAUACUGCAACACAGUUUGCACUUCUACAAAAGUGAAAUCUAAUUUACCUGAAGCUGGCUUUAUUUCUGAAUCUGUAUGUAAUGACACAACAGCAGUCAGCACCACCCCACCUAUCAAAUUAAAAGAUUUAUUAGAACAAAGCCAAGUGCACUAUUCAAUAUUGAAGAAAAUUAUAAUUUUUCUAACUGGAUGGUUUUUGAAAUUUCCAAAAUGGACUAGAACAAUUGAUGAAUUCCUUGAUGAAUUAGAGAAAUAUUUCUUAGCAGACUGUCAUGAAUAUUUUACGAAGAUUAAACCAGCAAUUGUUGAGAGCUACCGAAAAAAGUAUAGUAAAACUGCUGAAGAUGACAUAGAAGAUGUGAAAAAACAAUUUUCUGAAGAAAAAAAGGCAAUGGAUACUCUAGUUAAAAAAUGGAAUAAAAGAGCUAAGCGUAACAAGAAAAAGGCAAAGUCUUAUUCUGACUUGAUUGAUACUCUGGAGAAGCAGAAAGUUCAUCUUGUAUCUUUAGCUCAGAGAGCUCAUGGAAUUUCCUUGUCUGCAGUCUCCCAAACAUGAGUGUAUCAGUGGACUUUUGUUUUUUUGUAGUAUUGAGCUAGCUAGUUACUUAAUUAUUAACUAAUUAAACAUGUUAAAAUUAAUCUCAUGAGCUCCACCCGUUGACGAAUUGAUUCAUGUAUCAGAAACACCAAUUAUUAAUGACUAUGCAAA